AGUCAUCCAGAGCUGCUGCUGCUGCUGCUGCUGCUGCCUCUCACUGGAAGGAUGCAGACGCUGAGAGAGGAGAUGCCACUGCACUUCAUUAAAGAGCUCUCCGCACGUGCUUACAAAUGCAAAAGAGGCAAAUGAAUUCACUGUCAGUAGAAGAACAGCUCCUGGCGGGGAAAGAGUGGUGUUUUCAAAGGUGGAAUUGAAAGAGCUGCGAAUCCAUCUCCAGUCUCCGGUCAUCCUUUCUGAAGCAGUGGACUGUUGCUGCCUCAGUGUGGAGCGCUGAUGCUGAGUCGCUGGAGUUUCCUCCUCCAGCCACAUUGACUUCUCGGAUGGAAUCGACAUGAGUGACAUUUUGGAUGGAUUUAUGAGGCUUCGUUGAGAUUUUUUAUCGUCCUCUCUUCGUUGAUCAGAUGUGGCCUGUCAUGUCCUGGCUGCUCUGCUUCUGCCUCUGGCUGGCUGCGACUGCCAUUCAGCUGUGUCCGGCCUCUUUCAUCCAAACCAUCCAGCAGCAUCAUGGCACCAGACCAGGCCGCACCACCAUCCACAUGAUCGAGGGAGGAACCUGUGAGGUCAUCGCCGCGCACAGAUGCUGUAACAAAAAUCGCAUCGAGGAGCGAUCGCAGACGGUCAAGUGUUCGUGUCUGCCAGGGAAGGUGGCAGGAACCACCAGGAACCGACCGUCGUGUGUGGAUGCCUCCAUAGUCAUUGGGAAGUGGUGGUGUGAGAUGGAGCCUUGCCUGGAGGGAGAGGAAUGCAAAACGCUGCCUGACAACUCUGGCUGGAUGUGCUAUGCAGGGAACAAGAUCAAAACGACAAGGAACACUAUGCCAUACACAACCUCCACGUACUGACAGCCGUAGAGUGGUUCCAAGGGAUUGUGACGGGAACGUUUGCAACAGCUCUGAACAGGACGGCGAACUUGCAGUUGCUCUAAGGCUCUUGGGUUCAAGUGUAAAAAGUUGUAGAGAAACCUGAAGCCGACAAUACAGACACUCAGUCCUGCCUGCAGGAACUUCAUCAUAACCUUGUAAUGAAAACACCUUCAUUUCAAACGGAGAUGGAAUCCCAAUGUCUGCGGCAUUUGGAUUCAAAUCAGGACAAACCCUAUCUGCGGCCAGAUGUCGACUCUGGAGCAUGAAAUGAGAGCGGGAGAUAUCAAAAUGGACCUGGAAUAACUCACUGACAGUCCUCAGGUUCCUUUUUUUUUCCUUUGACGGACGUUGAAGGAAGAAGUGUACAUACAUCUGUGUGCUGGUGGAGCGAUCCCUGAAUGCAGCCAAAGUGGACGACGGAUGAAACAUUAGGACACGUUGUCCCGGCCAUUUGUGUGUGGUGCUUGUUUGCCUCUCAUCACUUUGCUUCACCUCCUCUCCCUGAUGGUGGUCACUGCACCGAGCAAGUUGUUCUCAAUACUUGAAAUGCCUUAUUUGUGUGGAAUCGAUGAAGAGAUUUUGUAACUAUUCCAUCCGUGAGUGUGUUGAUCUGUCAAU
Molecule: messenger RNA, 1487 nt
Organism: Synchiropus splendidus (mandarinfish)
Lineage: Eukaryota; Metazoa; Chordata; Actinopteri; Syngnathiformes; Callionymidae
Product: chemokine-like protein TAFA-1
Exons: 6
Coding region: 408-848 (146 amino acids)
Biological process (GO): regulation of neuroblast proliferation; neuroblast differentiation
Molecular function (GO): receptor ligand activity
Source: RefSeq, a predicted model, not a curated record